CUAGCGCCAGACGCCUCGCCACUUCAGUUAGUGAGACAAUUGUAUCUGGUAUAUCUUCCAACUCAUGAAAGUCUGCUAGCGUUAACUCAAGCCUUUGACGGGCAGAGAAGAUUACUACUGUGCAAUGUGGUGGAAGUUUUAGAUAAUGGAUGGUAUAGGCUGGGCUGUAGUCUGGAUAUACUAGAUACUCAUUAUCAGGCAGCUGAUUUAGAAGCGGCUGAAGCAGCGUAUG
Messenger RNA from Paraglomus occultum, 232 nucleotides. NCBI's taxonomy places the organism in Eukaryota, Fungi, Glomeromycota, Glomeromycetes, Paraglomerales, Paraglomeraceae. The record is from the annotation of a GenBank genome assembly.